Messenger RNA from Ostrinia furnacalis (Asian corn borer), 7971 nucleotides. RefSeq names its product E3 ubiquitin-protein ligase ctrip (gene ctrip). The record is from RefSeq and is a predicted model, not a curated record. Gene Ontology annotation, cellular component: nuclear speck. Gene Ontology annotation, biological process: proteasome-mediated ubiquitin-dependent protein catabolic process; protein polyubiquitination; DNA damage response. Gene Ontology annotation, molecular function: zinc ion binding; ubiquitin protein ligase activity. NCBI's taxonomy places the organism in Eukaryota, Metazoa, Arthropoda, Insecta, Lepidoptera, Crambidae. Bases 558 to 7463 code for a protein of 2301 amino acids. The transcript is spliced from 40 exons.
AUGACACAAAGAAAAGGAAGGAGUUUUGAGCAAAACCAGCUGUUUUUGUUCUCUUCACAGUGCUUGAAAAAUCAGUGAAAAUCAGUAUGGAUCAAAAUUGAAUAGUGUCAUUUCAUCUUGAAACGGUGACAUUUUGUGAACUGAAUGUGGUUUCUUUGAAAUUCAAGCAGUGUGCAUAAAUAAUCGAUUUGAAUUUCUGUGAAACGUCACAUACGAUAAAUGGACUGCGUUUUUAGCCAUUUAUUACGUCUCAUUUGAGGUAGAUGCAAUGUGUGUAAAUUAGGCCAACAGGCGAAGUUCCACACUGCAUACCUUCUGCUGGCACUUCGCAAUAUAGUUUCGCAGUGAGUGUGCAGUGCACGUACUGUCGCUGUUAGUGCGUAGUUGACCGUGAAAGUGUGGAUAGUGAUGUGUUUGUGAUCGGUGGUGUUGCUGGGUGCAGUGGAUGCAGAGGCAGCGGUGUAGCGCUCGCCCUGGCAUGGUGCCGGGCAGGUAGCGCGCGCGGGCGGCCUGCGCAGGCCCCACACAAGCAGCUGCGUUGUUCCCCAGCGUCGUCUAUGGCCGAGCAACACAUCACACCGUCGUCGCACUCUGCACUCACGAGAGAGUCCAGCGGGUCUUCUCCUAGCAGGGUGGUGGGCGGCCGGUGGUUGCGUCAGGUGCGACAAGUUAGCCGCAGCCGUCGGAACCGUCACAACGUGACGUCGCCUCUGCCGCGCUCCACCAGCCGACAUUCGUCCAGCCGCAGCCGCGCUGACAACGAAGCACAGGCUCACGUCGAGCUGCGAAGAAGCUCGCGUCUAAUCAACUCACUGCCCAGAUCAGACUACUCCAUCACAGAGCGUUGGUCGUACGGAGCCGACGUCUACGAGACGCGCUGCGACACCUCCGACUACAAAAGUGGAGACACUGACAAGUCUACCGCCAAUCUAUACCCAAAACGUGGAAGAACUUCCUCGCAUGACAGGAAGAAACGCAAAAGCCAUUCCAUAUCAACCAAUAGCACUGACGAGUGCGUCGCAUAUUGCACACGCUCACGGACUGCUCUUAAAUCUACUGAGAGUGCUUGUGAGCAAACACCGACCAGUUUGAAGGUACAAACGUUAUCACAGAUAUCAGUAAACCAGGACGCCACAGCCACUUCGACGCAGCAGUCGCAACUGAAUUCGGAGGGUGGUUUACUUCCACUUGAAGACAGAGAUUUUGCGUAUUCGCCUUUUAGCUCGUCAACUGUUACAGAAUUAUUAGACUCCGAUUAUUCUGUUUAUAGUCCAACAGCUAGCAGGAGAAAAGGCAAAAAGAGGAAAAGGUCGUCACACCGAUCAUUGUCAAGUAGGAAGUGCUUGGAUAAUUUAGAGGACUGCAGAAAGAAAUUUAAAAUAGAUUCUCAUAGUAAAGAAUUAGAAGACCCAAGUAAAGACGCUCCUGUGGAUUCUAGAAUAAAACAAGAGACUGACAAAGUAGACCACGCGACUGCGUCACAAGCUUCGUGCGCAUACUUGCUGCGAAAUAGAUACAAUCGUGACCUUGGACCGUCUACCUCAACCGUUAUUCGUGAUAAUUCAGCAAGUCCGUCUACUAGCGACGCGGUACACAACCAAGCGGUAGCUGAGCGCAAGUUUAACGCAGACAGUCACGUUAGGACUGCCACGCCACCGCCUUUCAAAGAUAUACAAGAAGCAAGUUCAUCCAAAGCGCACAGUUCUGCCAGCAAGCUUUUAAUCGUUCCACGAGACCUUCCAUAUUUACGUCAGACUAACGCACGGAGGAGCAUCGCUGCUGCGACGGGCGCGACCCUGGGGGCUUGCUUGACGAGGGGAGCUAGCACUUCGCAGCGACAGAGGCAGGAUUCUGCUUCAAAAAGACAAGUAUCAGGCAGCGAGGGCGCAGGCAGCAGCGCGGCGGGCGGGCGGCGAGCGCGAGCUCGCGACAUGCCGCAGCCGCAGCCAGCGUCCACGCGACGAGACAAACGAGGCAAAAGCAGCCUGGGUUCGUGUGCCAGUACUGGUGGUGCGUCCAGCCGGUCCCACCCCCAGCCUUUAACCACGGGUGCCGUAGCAUCCACGUCUUCCACACCGCCGGCGUCGGCCUCAGCCGCAUCCAUGCCUGACAACGCGUCCGCUGAUGCGAAGCUCAAGGCUGCAUCUUCAGCAGAAGAAUGCGCCGGCGGCGGUGCGGGCAGCGUCGGCGCGAGCGGCGCCGGCGCCGGUGCGGGGUCGGGCUCCGGCGGGGGCAGCGCCGCGCCCGCCGAGGAGUCCUCCUCUGAGGAGGGCGAGGUGGGGAGGCUCCAAGCCCUCUUAGAGGCCCGCGGGCUCCCACCGCACCUGCUCGGCGCGUUAGGCCCGCGUAUGCAGCAUCUGCUGCACAGAACAGUCACCGCUAACUCAGCGGCAUCCAAGGCGGCCCAGCUGUUAGCCGGCCUUCAAGCCACCGGCGACGAGGGCCAGCAACUGCAGGCUGUGAUCGAGAUGUGCCAGCUGCUGGUGAUGGGCAACGAGGACACGCUGGCCGGCUUCCCUGUACGCCAGGUCGUGCCCGCGCUCGUCAACCUGCUUGCUGCUGAGCACAACUUCGAUAUGAUGAACCACGCCUGCCGCGCGCUCACUUACAUGCUAGAGGCAUUGCCUCGCAGUAGCGGCGCCGUGGCGCUGGCGGUUCCGGCCUUCCUGGACAAGCUGCAGGCCAUCACGUGCAUGGACGUGGCUGAACAGAGCCUCACGGCCCUGGACAUGUUGUCCCGCAGGCACUCCAAGGCUAUUCUGCAAGCGCGCGGUGUGUCAGCCUGUCUGACCUACCUGGACUUCUUCUCGAUCAACGCACAGCGCGCUGCGCUGUCCAUCACAGCGAACUGCUGCCAGAAUCUCACUCCAGACGAGUUCCAUCUGGUUAGGGACUCGCUGCAACUGCUAGCCAACAGAUUAACCCAACAAGAUAAGAAAUCAGUGGAAUGCGUCUGCCUCGCAUUCUCGCGACUCGUAGACAGCUUCCAACAUGACCCGGCUCGCCUACAAGAGAUCGCGACCCCAGAGCUGCUCACUAAUCUUCAGCAACUGCUGGUCGUGCAGCCGCCACUGAUAUCGGGCGCUACCUUCAUCACUGUGCUGCGGCUGCUUUGGGUGAUGUGUGCCGCGUGCCCGCAGCUGGCGCUCGCGCUGCACCAGCGCUCCAUCGCCGACACGCUGCUGUGCCUGCUCACCGGCACCGGCUCCUCCAUGCACCAGGAGCAAGUGGAGCUGCUGCCGCGCCUGCCUCAGGAGCUGUACGAGAUCACGUGCCUGAUCGGCGAGCUGAUGCCGCGGCUGCCGACGGACGGCAUCUUCGCCGUGGACGCGCACCUCGACCGGCCUUGGGCCGCGCCCGCCGACCGCUCGGCGCACUGGCAGUGGCGGGACGAUAGAGGCGUGUGGCGUUCUUACUCGUGGGCAGAGAGCCGCGCGUUGGAGGCGGGCGCGGCGGCGGGCGAGGAGGAGGUGUGCCUCACCACGCUCGGCCGCUCCUACACCGUCGACCUCACCGCCAUGCAGCAGCUCAACGACCACACCGGCACCGCGCGGCCCGUGCAGCGCGCGCCGCCGCCCGCCCGCGCCGACCAGCCGGCGCCGCACGCGCCCGCUCACGAUCCUCGCAUCGCCAUGGUCCGCAGCAACCCGCUCCUCGCCCGGGCCCUCCUAGCCGUUCUCCACGAGGUGUACUGGAGUUCCGCUGGGCCCGCGGUGCGCUCUCAAGCGCUGAAAGCGAUCCUGCGCUGCGUGUACUACGCCGACGCGCCGCUGCUGCGGCAAGUGCUCAAGAUGCAGGUGAUAUCGUCGCACAUCGCGGGCAUGAUGGCGUCCAGCGACCUGCGCAUAGUGGUGGGGUCUCUGCAACUGGCUGAGAUACUGAUGCAGCGUCUGCCGGAAGAAAUGGCGGUGCAAUUCCGCCGCGAGGGCGUGCUGCACCAAGUAGCCCAGCUCGCUGCACACUCGCACACGCCGAGGCAGACUGAGCACAAGUCCACAAGCAACACGAGCGUCCGAUCCAGCGGCGGUUCCUCCCCGCCGGCCUCGACCUCCGCUACGUCCCUCGAUCACAACUUGUCUCUGGCAUUCUCCGCUUCGAGUUCAUUCGUCGCGGCUACUUUGCCACCCAGCAUCGACUCUCCAGAACCUGGACCGGCUUCGGCCUCUUCACAUCAACAAGCCUCGACCACAGUGCACAGGUCCGGCAGUCCCCUGCAACUAGCCGAGAUGUUGAAACGCAAGCGCGCCGUGAAGCGAUCCGGCGGCGCCGGCGCACGCCACGCCCGCCGCCGUGAUGACGCAGCGCACGCUGCGCACCCGGCCCACGCGGCCCAUGCUGCGCCCGCGCCGCACGCUCACCAGCCCGCUACGCACGCUUCCAACGUCCCUGGCGCGGCCCGCUCCGGCAGCCGGGCGGGCACGGCAUCCAAGACGUCUUCUUUCUUGUCGUCGCUGAACCCGUCGCGCUGGGGCCGCGCGCCGCAUGCUCAUAAGGACUCGCUGCUGGCCUCGCCGCACUCCUCCGCUACGCUCAGCGUGCAGAACAAGGAGAAGGUCCGCGAAUGGAUCCAGUGGACGGCGGCGCGUCUGCAGCGCGAGUGGGGCGCGCUGGGCGGCGGCGCGGGCGCGCUGGAGCAGCUGGCCGCGCUGGCCGCCGCGCUGCCGCACCCGCCGCACCACCGCGCCGCGCUCGAGCAGCUGCGCGACACGCUCACCUUGCACGACGUGUCGCCCUUCGAGGUGAACCACUCAGGCGUGCUAGGCGCCCUGCUGCAGUUCCUGACGGGCGGCGAGGAGCCCGAGACGGGGGCGGAGCGCGAGGAGCCCGACGCGCGCGACCCCGACGACCUGGUGGCGGCCGUCGAGGCGCGCCUGCGUUUGUUCCUGCACGUCUUCGCUGACAUGCCGCUCGUGCCGGACACCGAAUGGGAGGAGAACGAAGGCUUCCUAGCCAACGUAGGCGGCGGCGCGAUGGGCGCGCUCGUGGCCAAAGUCAACGCGUGCGUGUCGCACCUGGAGCAGUUCCCCGUGCGCGUGCACGACCUGCCCGCGCGCCCCGCCACCUCCGCGCUCAAGUUCUUCAACACGCACCAGCUCAUGUGUGAUCUCAAACGUCAUCCAACUUGCACCAACCUGAAACAAUGGAAGGGCGGUGUAGUUCGGAUAGACCCCUUAGCUUUAGUCCAAGCCAUUGAAAGAUAUCUAGCACAACGCGGCUACGCGAGCACGCGGCAGCGUGACGGGUCGGCAUCGGGCGCACACUCGGACGACGACGCCGCCUCCGACGACGACGUCGACGACUCGCUAGCCACGCCGCCGCACCACCACCCUACAGACUCUGAACACAAACUGGAGUUCCUAAUCGGCGACACGGUGCUGCCAUACAAUAUGACGGUGUACCAGGCCGUGCGGCAGUUCGGCGAACAGAAUGACGCCGAUACUGACACUGAGACGCCGCUGGCAAACGCGGGCAUCUGGAUCCAGACGCACACGAUCUACUACCGCGCGGUGGAGGCGGGCGAGCCGCCGCGCUCCGACGCCGCCGCCAGCCGCAAGGGCAAAGGACAGCCCACUAAGCUGUCCUCGCGCCGGAAACCUGACAUGCUGUGGAAUGAGGGCGUGGUCCCUUCACGCGACUCGCCGCUCGUGGUGAUCCUGCGCUCGCCAGUAGUCAGCGCCGGCGGCGGCGAGCUUCGCGAUGCUUCUCUCCCAGCAUUGGGCGUGCUGCGCGCACUGCACGCGCUGUCGCGGCACUGGCACACGCUGUACCGCGCCGUGUGCCUGCCGGACCCGAGGCCUCUUGUGCCCAACGCGGAGUUCAUCAAUGCCAAGCUCGCUGCCAAAGCUAACCGUCAACUCCAAGAUCCACUUGUGAUCAUGACUGGAAAUCUUCCUCCAUGGCUGAAGAAAAUCGCAUAUGCUUGCCCGUUCGUGUUUCCAUUCGAGUGCCGUCACCUGCUGUUCUACGUGGUAUCGUUCGACCGCGAUCGCGCGCUCCAACGACUGUUGGAAGCCGGCGGCGAGCGCGGCGCGGCGGGCGGCGCGGACGCCGAGCGAGUAGCUCCGCGACUUGACCGUCGCAAGCGCACUGUACAGCGACACAACGUGCUGCGACAGGCUGAACACGUUAUGCACGAGUUCGCGCACUCCAAGGCUCUACUGGAGAUCCAAUACGAGAACGAGGUCGGCACCGGCCUCGGCCCGACCCUCGAAUUCUACGCGUUGGUGUCGCAAGAGAUGCAGCGCGCCGACUUAGACGUGUGGCAUGGCAGCGAGAACUUCAAGCAGAAGGCCACGUCGUUCGGCGGCGAGAUCGUCAAGAGCCAGCCGCCGGUGGUCAGCGACCGUGCCGCCGACGCCGCCGCGCGCCUCGCCUCUUCCGUGCGGGAUGCGCUCAGUCUGGACGAGGAGCGCGCGCCCGAGCCCUCCGACCUGGAAAAAGAGACAUCGAUCCCGUCGCCCGCCCCUGACGCGACGUACGUGUCGUGGCCGUGCGGGCUGUUCCCGCAGGCGGUGGGACGCAACGUGCGCGCCUCGCACCUGUCGCGCGUCAAGGCCAAGUUCCGCUUCCUCGGCAAGUUCAUGGCCAAGGCUGUCAUGGACUCACGGAUGGUGGACAUCCCUCUGUCGGUGUCGAUGUACCGCUGGGUGGUGAACGAGCAGCGCUGGCUGUCGCUGAGCGACGUGCGGCACGUGGCGCCCGAGCUGUGGCGCUCGCUGUGCCGCCUGCGCCGCGUGGCCGAGCGCGCGCGCGCCAUCGCCGCCGACGCGCGCCACUCGCCCGACCAGCGCACGCAGAUGAUAAGCGCCCUGGAGCUGGACGGCUGCCCGAUCGAGGAGCUGGGGCUGGACUUCAUCCUGCCGGGCGACGGCUGCACCGAGCUGCGGCGCGGCGGCCGCGAGCUGCCCGUCACGGCGCACAACCUGCACAACUACAUCGACCUCGUCACGCACUGGAUGCUCUACGAAGGUGUGAGCAAGCAAAUGGAAGCGUUCAAAGAAGGAUUCGAAUCAGUAUUCCCACUGGCUAACCUGAAAAUAUUCUACCCUGAAGAAUUGGAACAAGUAUUCUGCGGCAGCCCGUCUGGCGGGCGCGAGACUCGCUGGGAGCCGCGUAUGCUGGCGGAGUGCAUCCGGCCCGACCACGGCUACACGGCGGAGUCGCGCGCCGUGCGCAUGCUCAUCGACAUCCUCGCGUCCUACUCGCGCGACGAGCAGCGCCUCUUCCUGCAGUUCGUCACCGGCAGCCCGCGCUUGCCCACUGGAGGCUUCAAGGCGCUGAACCCGCCGCUGACGGUGGUGCGCAAGUCGCUGGAGUCGUCGCUGGACCCGGACGAGUACCUGCCGUCCGUCAUGACGUGCGUCAACUACCUGAAGCUGCCCGACUACAGCAGCGCCGACGUCAUGCGCGCCAAGCUGCGCCUGGCCGCCUCCGAGGGCCAGCACUCCUUCCACCUGUCGUGAGCGCCCGGCCCGGCCCGCUGUCUAUGUGCAAUCAGAGUGUUUAUUUCCCUAAUGUGACGGACACUGAAAGUGCUGUGCGUUCUAUAAUUUUGUUUUUCUUUUGGAUUCUUUUUAGAUUACAGAUAUGUUAAUAAUUAUAUUUUGUGUUAAUUUAAUGUGAUAGCUUUUGUAUAUUACUUUAUCGAUGUAGAGGGAACGCCGUUCUCGUUGGAUUAAAUAGUAUAUGUGAUCGAGCGACGCGCCCGCCUCGUCCGACGCCCGCGACGCGGCGCCCCGUCGCCGAAGUACCGCUACCACUGUUUAUAGUUUUAGGUAACAUAUAUUAUACGAUUACGCAAGCUGUUUGAUGGACCACAGAAAAUCUUCUAGAGUCCUAUGAACUUCAAUAGCAUUUAUUACCAAACGGUGUAUGUUUUGAUUAACUUUAAGUAUGAUUAAUGAGUAAAGAAAAAGUGCAAAAUUUAAUAUGUAACAAUUUCAAUAAAACCAUGUAAACAAUAUUGAUCAA